AAGAAAAAGAGCUGUUUCUCCAAUUAUGUUGCCUUCCAUGUAGCAGGCAGCCUGUUUUCUUGGACACUUCUAUCUAGUUUUCUCCUACACCAAGCUGGUCAUAGCAUUUCCACCUCCCUGGAAACCAUGGCCGAACAGGCCACGGAAUCCGCCCGGCAGCCCCAGCACGACGUGGUGCUCCAGCAGCGAAUGGCAGCCCUGGAGCAGGAGAGAGCAGAGUUCUUCAAGCUCAAACAACAACUGGAGUCUGAGUUCAACCAGAAACGGGCCAAGUUCAAAGAGCUCUACAUGUCCAAAGAAGAGGAGCUGAAAAGCCAGGCAGCGUCUCUGGAGGGAGCCCAUUCGGAGCUGAGUCGUGUCCAGGCCCAGCUGGAACAGGCCCAGGCAGACAUGGAGAACAUCAAGGCAGUGGCCACUGUGUCAGAGAGCACCAAGCAGGAGGCCGUUGACCAGGUCAAGGGACAGUGGCAGGAGGAGGUGACCUCCCUACAGGCCAUCAUGAAAGACACAGUGCGUGAGUACGAGGUGCAGUUCCACCAGCGCCUGGAGCAGGAGCGUGCUCAAUGGAACCAGUACAGGGAGGCGGUGGAGAGGGAGAUGGGCGAGCUGAGACACCGGCUCUCAGAGGGUGGACAGGAGGAAGAGAACUUGGAGAACGACAUGAAAAAGGCUCAGGAAGGUGCAGAGAAGCUGCGGUCGGUGGUGAUGCCCAUGGAGCAAGAGAUGGCAGCUCUGAAAGCCAAGCUGACAAUGGCAGAGGACAGGGUAAAGGAGCUGGAAGCCUCAAAGGUAAAGGAGCUCAAUCAUGUCCUGGAAGCAGAGAAAUCCUGCCGCACAGACCUGGAGAUGUACGUGGCGGUGCUCAACACUCAGAAGUCUGUCCUGCAGGAGGAUGCAGAGAAACUACGUAAAGAGCUCCAUGAAGUUUGUCACCUACUGGAGCUGGAGCGGCAGCAGCACAACCAGCUGAAGCACACGUGGCAGCGGGCCAACGACCAGUUCCUGGAGUCCCAGAGGCUGCUGAUGAGGGACAUGCAGAGGAUCGAAAACGUGCUCUCCUCCGAGCAGCUCCGCCAGGUGGAGGAGAUCAAGAAGAGGGACCAGGAGGAGGAUGAUAAUGAAAGUAUCAUCCAGGCUAAGGAGCAAAACGAGGAGGACGGGACAGAAACCGAACCUUUAGAAGACUCAUUUCUUGGGCUCAGUACUGAAGAGCACCACAGUGCCCACGGCUCCAUGUACUCCUUAGACACAGACCUGGUGGCAGGGGGCCCCUUGGACUCCUACAAAGACUGCCUGCGGAGGGUCCAGUCCACAGACAGCCUGGGUUCCUCUCCCGGUCUCCAGGGCCUGGGGGGCCACAACCAUAAGGCUAAAUCGGCCAGCCAUCUGGACGAGUCCGACUUUGGGCCCCUGGUGGGGGCGGACUGCGGGGCCUCUGAGGGCCUGGCGGGCUUUGGGGACACACUAUCGGUCAGCUCCAUCCAGCUGACGGCCGGCCACUUCCUCCUCACCAAGGACCAGGAGAAGGCCAUCAAGGCCAUGACACCGGAGCAGGAGGAGACGGCCUCGCUGAUGUCCAGCAUUUCUCACGCCCCCGACACCGCCUUCCUUUCCCCAUCAGGCUACCGGUUGGUCAGCGACCAGGAGUGGAACCUGCUACAGCAAGAGGUGAAGAACGCAGGGAGGAAGUUGGGCCGGCGGUGUGACAUGUGCUCCAACUACGAGAAACAGCUGCAAGUCAUCCAGGGCCAGGAGGCAGAGACACGUGAUCAGGUAAAGAAGCUCCAGGUGAUGCUGCGGCAGGCCAACGACCAGCUGGAGAGAAUCCUGAGUGAAAAACAGGAGCUGGAGGACACUGUGAAAAAGGGAAACGAGGAAACCACUGCCAAGGUCGCUGCUCUCAUGCAGAGAGUCCACGAGUCGGAGUUGCUGCUCAACACACUACAGGAGGCCUUCAGUCAGGCCAAGAGGAACACACAGGAACAGAUGGCAGUGCUGAUGCAGUCUAGGGAGCAGGUGGCAGACGAACUGAGCAGACUGCAGAGGGACAACGACAGCCUAACAGGCAAACACCGACUCCACUUAUCUCUCCAGCAGCAGGAGGACUUCAAACUACCCACCACGGUGCAAGAACUACAACCACUGGUGCUGCAAUUGCGGGAGGACAUAGUUGCGGUGCGCACGGCUGCAGACCACCUAGAAGAGAAGCUGAAGGCGGAGAUCCUGUUCCUGAAGGAGCAGCUCCAGGCAGAGCAGUGCUUCAAAGAGAACCUGGAGGACACACUACAGAUGGAGAUAGAGGGCUACAAGGAGGAGAAAGCGUCAUUCUCGAGUCUGAAAACCGAGCUGGAGCGCGUGAAAGAUGAGAAAGAACAGCUGGAGAGCAGCUUGGCAGAGAAGAGCAAGACAUUAGCGAGUGUCCAGGGUCUGAAGAGCAGUCUGGAGGAGCAGCUCAGAGAUCUCACCACAACCAAGACUUCCCUGGAGGCUCAGGCUUUGGAUGAGAAGGACAAAGCACAGCGCUUGCAGACGGAGCUGGACGUCAGUGAGCAGGUGCAGAGGGACUUUGUCAAGCUCUCCCAGAACCUCCAGGUCCAGUUGGAGCGGAUCAGACAGACUGACUCUCUCGACCGUAUCCGAGCCAUCCUCAACAACACCAAUUUAACUGACAUCAGCCAGCUCCCAGAGACAUGAUACCCAUGGCUGAAGAAACUGCAUUCCCCCUCCUUCCACUCUAUCUCACUGGCCUAAUGAAAUUCUCCUAC
Molecule: messenger RNA, 2765 nt
Organism: Oncorhynchus nerka (sockeye salmon)
Lineage: Eukaryota; Metazoa; Chordata; Actinopteri; Salmoniformes; Salmonidae
Product: rab GTPase-binding effector protein 1-like
Exons: 19
Coding region: 127-2694 (855 amino acids)
Biological process (GO): endocytosis
Cellular component (GO): intracellular membrane-bounded organelle
Molecular function (GO): GTPase activator activity; growth factor activity
Source: RefSeq, a predicted model, not a curated record